CAUGUUGAGACAUUCUCUACAUCCAGAGAGCAACAGCCGGAAGAUCACAGAGCUAAGAGGUCUCACCACUGCCCACAUUGCGAGGAGAGUUUCCCAAUUCUAUCAAAUCUAAAAAUACACCUAAAAAUACACACAGACCAGAAUCUGUAUUGCUGCACAGAUUGUGAGAAGAGAUUCACAUCAUCACAAGCUCUGACAGCUCAUCAGAAAGUGCACACUGGAGAGAAGUCAUACUUCUGCUUUGUCUGUGGGGAGAGUUUCUCUCAACAGGGACACUUAAAAACACAUCAUCGAAUACACACAGGAGAGAAGCCAUACUCCUGCUUUGACUGUGGGGAGGGUUUUUCUCAACAGGGCCACCUAAAAACCCACCAACGAAUACACACAGGAGAGAAGCCUUACUCCUGCUCUGACUGUGGAAAGAGUUUCUCUCAACUGGGCAGCUUAAAAACACACCAACGUAUACACACAGGAGAGAAGCCUUACUCCUGCUCUUACUGUGGGGAGUGUUUCUCUCAACUGGGCAACUUAAAAACACACAAACGUAUACACACAGGAGAGAAGCCUUUCUCCUGCACUGACUGUGGGAAGAGCUUCAAAACAUCACAAGCUCUGACAGUUCAUCAGAGAGUGCACACUGGAGAGAAGCCUUACUACUGCUCUGAAUGUGGAAAGAGUUUCUCCCAAUUGGAUAUGUUAAAAUGUCACCAACGAAUACAUACAGGAGAGAAGCCUUACUCCUGCUCUGACUGUGGAAAGAGUUUCUCUCAACUGGGCAACUUAGAAGCACACCAACGUAUACACACAGGAGAGAAGCCUUACUCCUGCUCUGACUGUGGGAAGUGCUUCACAACAUCAGCUGAGCUAAAAGUUCACAAAAGAGCACACACGGGAGAGAAGCCUUACACCUGUUCUGACUGUGGAAAGAGUUUCUCCCGAUUGGAUAUGUUAAAAUGUCAUCAGCGAAUACAUACAGGAGAGAAGCCUUAUUCCUGCUCUGACUGUGGAAAAAGUUUCUCCCAGCUGGGAAACUUAGAAGCACACCAACGUAUACACACAGGAGAGAAGCCUUACUCCUGCACUGACUGCGGGAAGUGUUUCUCCCGAUUGGAUACCUUAAAACGCCACAAAUGUAUACAUAAAGGACAGAAGCCUCAUCAGUUCUCUCAGACCAGCUAAGAAUUAAAGUCACUCCAUCACUUUAAGAUGCACUAUGUAGAAAUCACUUCACCAUUUCCUGGAUGUUAAAAUUGCAAUAGUUCUAAUAGCCUCCAGUUUGUGACAAAACAAGCAGUCAUUGUGUAGUGAAUCAUUGUACCAUCUAAACCGCUGUGAAAUAUAUUUUCCAUAACCAAAAUAUUGUAUUUUCAGCUGUUGUACAAAA
Molecule: messenger RNA, 1384 nt
Organism: Salvelinus fontinalis (brook trout)
Lineage: Eukaryota; Metazoa; Chordata; Actinopteri; Salmoniformes; Salmonidae
Product: zinc finger protein 239-like
Exons: 1
Biological process (GO): regulation of transcription by RNA polymerase II
Molecular function (GO): RNA polymerase II cis-regulatory region sequence-specific DNA binding; DNA-binding transcription factor activity
Source: RefSeq, a predicted model, not a curated record